Fusarium falciforme is the source of this 693-nucleotide messenger RNA. Its product is annotated as Exonuclease domain-containing protein. Gene Ontology annotation, cellular component: mitochondrion. NCBI's taxonomy places the organism in Eukaryota, Fungi, Ascomycota, Sordariomycetes, Hypocreales, Nectriaceae. The record is from RefSeq and is a predicted model, not a curated record. The transcript has 2 exons. Bases 43 to 693 code for a protein of 216 amino acids. Gene Ontology annotation, molecular function: nucleic acid binding; 3'-5'-RNA exonuclease activity.
AACCGUCCACAUCCAGAAGAAGAAAAGAGAAAACCUCGAAUUAUGGCCACGGUAGAAGGUCAGGCUGAUAACCAGCCCAAGAGCGCCAGCGAUGAUCCCCUCGUCUGGAUCGACUGCGAGAUGACUGGUCUCGACCAGGACAAUGAUGAGAUCCUCGAGAUCUACUGCAUAAUCACCACGGGCAACCUCGAGAUCCUUGACGAGGAGGGCUUCCACGCCGUCGUCCACUGGCCGCAGUCCCGCCUGGACCAGAUGGAUGACUGGUGCACAAAGACCCACGCCGACUCUGGCCUCACCGCCGCGGUCCUGGCCUCGACCACGACGCCGGAGGAGGCGGCCUCGGCGCUGCACGAGUACGUGACGAGGUUCAUCCCGGAGCGCCGCCGGGGCCUGCUGGCGGGCAACAGCGUGCACUGUGACCGGGCGUUCCUCCGCCGGGAGCCCUACGGCCGUGUGAUGAAGCACCUGCACCACCGGAUCCUCGACGUGAGCUCCAUCAAGGAGGCGGCGAGGCGAUGGUGCGCAAAGAGGAUCGUCAACAAGGUGCCCAACAAGAAGGGCCGGCACAAGGCCAGGGACGACAUCCUGGAGAGCAUCGAGGAGGCGAGAUACUACCGGGAGGUCAUUUUUCGACCGACGUUUGACGCGGCCCCGGCUGGUAAGAGCAAGGGGGCCAAGGCUGCGCAUUCCUAG